Messenger RNA from Monomorium pharaonis (pharaoh ant), 5702 nucleotides. Its product is annotated as multidrug resistance-associated protein 4-like. Gene Ontology annotation, biological process: transmembrane transport. The coding region runs from base 354 to 4607 and encodes 1417 amino acids. NCBI's taxonomy places the organism in Eukaryota, Metazoa, Arthropoda, Insecta, Hymenoptera, Formicidae. Gene Ontology annotation, molecular function: ATP binding; ABC-type transporter activity; ATP hydrolysis activity. The transcript has 17 exons. Gene Ontology annotation, cellular component: membrane. The record is from RefSeq and is a predicted model, not a curated record.
AUAUGUGGAAAAAACGCAUAAAAUACAACACGUUAAAAAAAACAAGAGAAACAAGAAAUACAUAACGUAUCUGCAUUUAUUCAUACGGGAUAGUUGUCGUUAACGUUUCUCGUACAGUACAUUAUCAGUAAUGUAUCUAAAACCGAUAUGAAAAGUAGUGGCACAGUUACUGAUGGUUCCAGUAAAGGAUUAACUAUUGGAAAACGUGCUUCGGGAGAAAAAAAAGAAGAACGAACAAGAAAAAGAAAUGGAAGGAGGAAAGACAAGGAGAGAAUAAAAAUGAUAAUCGUUUUCGUUUUGUUCCGCUUAGCUUAAAGUGAUACUAGAUUUUUUGAAAUAGUGCAAUAUUUACCAUGGAUAAGAAUACUAACGACAUGAAGGAAAAUCCCAGGGAGACCGCGAACAUCUUGAGUAUUCUGUUCUUCUGGUGGAUGCGAGAAUUAUUUAUGACAGGAGCCAAACGUGAUUUGGAAGAAUCUGACAUUUAUCGACCAGUGAAAGGAGAUGAAUCCGAGAAAUUGACCGAUCAUCUCGAAAAAUACUGGAAUCGCGAGUUAGAUAAACUAAAAAACCUGGAAUUCACCAUGAGCAAGGAUGGGCAGAAAGUGCCGUUGAAGGGGGACGCCCGUCCGAGAUUAUAUAAGGCCAUCUUCAACGCCUUUUGGUUGCCAUGUUUCAUAAUUGGAGUCUAUCAAUUUAUUCCAUACAGCAUAAUACGCCUAUCGAUACCGAUCUUCCAAAGUUGGAUCAUCGACUACUUUGCCAGAGAUCCGACCGGAAAGAAUAAGGUAGAACUGAAUGACGUGUUGAUUUACAUUGCCUGCUUGAUACUUUGUUCUAUCAUCUGCUUGCUAAUAAUACAGCAUUCGGCGAUGCUAUCGCUGCAGUUUGGCAUGAGAAUACGUGUCGCUUGUAGCUCCCUUCUCUAUCGAAAGUUAUUACGACUGAACAGAACAUCCAUAAAUCAAACCGGUACUGGACAGAUCAUAAAUCUUCUUAGCAAUGACGUUAUUCGCUUUGAUCAGUUAACAAAAUUUCUGAAUUUUAUAUGGAUCAUGCCUCUUCAGAUCACAAUCAUAGGUUAUAUAACGUGGCAAAAAAUCGGUUUUUCAACACUUAUUGGUAUCGGAUCGCUAUUGAUCAUCGCUCCAAUAGUACAAGGAUUCUUCAGCAUACACAGCCGUAAACUCAGAGCCAUGAUUGCGCCACUGACCGAUCGAAGAGUGCAAAUAAUGAGUGAACUCGUAGCUGGAAUACAGGUGGUGAAAAUGUACGCCUGGGAGAAACCGUUCGGUAAGAUCGUCUCUGUGACCAGAAAGCUGGAGAUCAAUAAGAUUAAAUUUUUGUCAUAUGCUCGUGCCAUGUGUUUGGCCACUGUAGUCUUCACCCAGCGAUUGAGCCUCUACUUUACUUUAAUCACGUUCGUCCUAACAGGGAAUAACCUGACUGCUGACGUGACUUACGAAAUGACGGCAAUUUUUAACAUACUUGAACGCAGCGCAGUGUUCUACUUUCCACAGGCGCUGAUAAUGAUGGGUGAAACAAUAGUGUCUAUGAAUCGAUUAGAGGAUCUUCUGCUGAUGGAGGAAGUAAAGAUGGGACAUUCGGAGAAAAAUUCACAGUUACAGUCUCAGAAAUCAAACGAUGCUAGUAAUCCAGAGAACCGCACGGACAAGUACAUCUCGAAAAAUAGGAGUAUCAAGCUUUCCGAGGUUCAAGGGCUGUCUGAUUUUCCGGUCUGCGUCGAGUUUCAACAUGUUUCGGCUAAUUGGAUCAGCGGCAAAUUGCCACCGACUUUAUGCAAUAUUAAUUUAAUCAUCAAGCCAGGCCAGUUGUGCGCUAUGGUCGGUGCAGUGGGUUCUGGCAAAUCUUCUAUGUUACAUCUAUUGCUGAAGGAACUGAAUCCCGGCGCAGGUUCCGUGACACUUAUUCAGGAUUCCUCAAAGAAUCUCAUUCAGGGCAAUUUGUCCAACGGUUACUUUACAAACAAUCCGAAUCUACGAAUCUCUUAUGCUAGCCAGGAACCAUGCUUUUUUGGCGGUACUGUAAGAGACAAUAUAUUGUUUGGUCAACCCUACGACAAGGCCAGAUAUACUCAGGUGGUAAAUGUGUGUGCUUUGAAGGAGGAUUUUCGACAGUUUCCACAGGAGGACAUGACGAUGGUAGGCGACAGAGGUGUAUUUCUGUCCGGAGGUCAAAGGGCGCGUAUCAAUCUCGCGAGGGCAGUUUACAGGCAAGCAGAUCUUUAUCUGCUCGAUGAUCCCUUAAGUGCGGUAGACACCCGCGUCGCUAGACAUCUUUACACGAAAUGUAUUACAGAUUAUCUUCAUGGCAAGACAAGAAUACUCGUCACCCAUCAGCUGCAAUUUCUUAAACGUGCGGAUCACAUUGUGGUAUUGGAUCAAGGUCUUGUAAAAAUGCAAGGAAGUUAUAAUGAAUUAGUACAGUCAAAUAAUUAUUUCAUCGAAAUGAUGAACAAUUUGAAUCGCGAAGCGCAGAAAAACGAAGAAGAAGUUAAGAGAGCCUCGGAAAUAGCAAUAAGAAAAAUCUCUCUAAUGAGACGUGCCUCAGAUUUAUCAACCGCAAGUUCCACCAUUCAUUCGGACAUUGACGAUUCGGAUUACGUAGAGAAUAUUCCAGAAGGCGAGAUGAUGGCACGCGGGCGAAUAUCCGGCAGAGUGUACAAAGAAUAUUUUCAUUACGGCGGGAAUUACUUUAUCUUGUUAAUGUUGUUGCUAUCUUUUGUUAUCAGCCAGAUUGCUGCUACUGGAAAUGAUUACUGGCUCUCGUACUGGAUUAAUUUGGAGAAUAUCAGGCGUAUCAACAACGUUAGUGACACCAAACAGUACGCAAACAUGUAUAGCAAUAACUUUCUGGGAUCGAUCUUCACUCUGAAUCCGGACGGUCUACUCAGCACCGUGGAUGCCAUAUACGUAUACACCUUUUGCAUCAUCGCUUGCGCAGCUACUACGCUCUUCAGCAGCUUCCUCUACAUGAAGAUCUGCAUGAAUUCCAGCUGUAAUCUCCACAAUACCAUGUUCUCUAAUUUGAUGAAUGUGCCCAUGUCCUUUUUCAAUACCAAUCCCUCCGGGAGAAUUUUAAAUAGAUUUUCGAAAGAUAUGGGUACCAUGGACGAAAUGCUGCCCACAGUAAUGUUACAGACGCUCCAAAUAAUUUGCUUCGUAUGCGGUGUAAUGAUCAUACAGGUAAUACUUAAUCCAUGGAUGUCGAUAAUAAUAAUGGUAUUGACUGUUUUACUUUUCUUCACAACGAAGUUCUAUGUGAGUACCGCUCAGAACGUCAAACGUCUCGAAGGCAAAACAAAAAGCCCGAUAUUUUCGCACGUGAAUGCCACGCUAAACGGCCUGCCGACGAUUAGAAGUAGUGGAGCCGUAAUUGAAAAGAUAAUGCGACAACAGUUCGAUGUGUUGCAAGAUCGCCACAGUGGCACGUGGUAUCUCUCUUUAGCAUGCUUUUCCGCUUUCGGUGUCUUUACAGACAUCAUCAUGUGCCUGUUUGUCGGCAUUCUUUGCUAUUCCCUAGUAUUACUGAAUAAGGCUGAUAACAUAGAUGAUAGUAAAAUAGGCCUGGCGAUAUCGCAAUCAUUGAUUCUGAUCGGUCGUUUGCAACACGGCAUAAGACAAAUUACCGAGACGAUGUCACUAAUGACUUCCGUGGAAAGAAUUCUUCAGUACACAAAUCUCCCCAAGGAGGAGCCCGUUACUUCUGACAAUCCGCCGCCGACCACUUGGCCUCCUACAGGACAAUUAUGCUUGAAGAAUGUCAGUAUGAAGUAUAAUGAGGAUGAUCCACCGGUUUUAAAGAAUUUGAAUGUGACCAUCGAACCUGGCUGGAAAGUUGGGGUGGUGGGACGAACUGGCGCCGGCAAGUCUUCCUUGAUCUCAGCGCUUUUCCGAUUAUUUAACGAAGGUCUAGAGGGUGAGAUUAAGAUCGACGGUAGAGACACGAGUACAGUGGGUCUGAGCGAGCUGCGCUCCAAGAUUUCCAUCAUACCGCAGGAACCGGUACUCUUUUCUGAGAGUUUGCGCUACAAUCUAGACCCUUUCAAUCAGUACGACGACAUGAAACUGUGGGAAGUACUGCGACAAGUCGAAUUAAAUGACAUCGCACUGGAUAACAAUAUCUUCUCCGGCGGCCAUAACUUCAGCGUCGGCCAGAGGCAGCUCAUAUGCCUGGCCAGGGCCAUUUUAAGGAACAAUCGCUUGCUCGUUCUCGAUGAGGCCACGGCUAACAUUGAUUCGCACACUGAUGCCUUAAUUCAGAAAACAAUAAGAAAAAAUUUUAAAGAAUGUACCGUCAUCACCAUAGCACAUCGUUUAAAUACUAUAAUAGACAGUAAUCGGAUUAUUGUGAUGGAGAAUGGUUCCAUUGUGGAAUUUGGUUGUCCGUAUGAGUUACUGCAUGACAAACCGAAUGGUUACUUCUCACAAAUGGUGGAGAAGACAGGCAAACAGAUGGCUCUAAGUCUUUUAGAGCAGGCAAAGAAGGCUUGUCAAAAGAAUAAUGAUCAAUGCGAAUUAAACUCUUCAGCACGAAAUACCGAGAGUGAAAGUGACGGCACAAUUACAGAACAGUCUACUUUAUAGAUUUUUCUUUAUAUCAAAAAAUAUGUGUAUAUAAAAAAUUGGGGUAAAAGGAUAAGAUGUGCUUGUAUAUUAGUAUGUUAAUUUUUAUUCUACUUUUAUUUUUUAUUUAUUAUCUUUACUAUAACAUAAAUGUCACAUUUACUGCAAAGAUAAUGAAGUAUGAUUAAAUUGUUAUUUUUUCGAUAUUAUUUUUGUGAAAGAAAAUACAAAUAUCUCUUCUAAAAAUUAAUUUUUCAAUGUGCUCUUAUGUAUACACUACGGCAAUUAAAAUUAACGUAUAUAAUUAUUGACUUUUUUAAGUAAGUACAAUAGAACGUAUUUUUUUUACUUUAGAAAGAAAUACAACUAAUGUAUGUAUUGUUGCAUUAAUAAUGAAAAAUUAUUAUCACAAAGAAUAAAACGGUAUUUAUUGCCCGGAAAAGAAUGUUUUAUAUUAAAACGUAUAUGAAUAUAUUUAAAAUAUUAAUACACGUUUUUAUUUUCCUUACGGCAUACUAUUCGUUCCUGUUAGUUAUUAAUUUUUAUCACUUUCUUCAUUAGAAGAAUUUAAUAAUAUUGUUAUAUUUAAUAAUAAUCUUUCAAUAAUAUUAAAAAAUUAAAUUCUUAUUUGCUUCCAAUAGAAAUUCCAAAUCAAAUAAGUCGAUUAACAAGGUCUUUAGCAGAUAAAAAUUCCUGGAAAGCAAGAGAAUGGGAAAAUUGGCUAAAUGGGUUAAAAUACUUUAAAAAUACACAAGUUAUUUUAUGUGAGACAAGGUUAUAAUAAUACAUAAUCGAUACAAAUAAUAGCGGUUUCUUUUUUCAAGAAAUGCGAGAAAAAUAUUUAUCGCCGAAUAAUAGGGAAAAGUCAUAAGUAUAAUAAUUAUAAAUAUCUAUGUAUGUCUUUUUAUAUAAGAAAUUGUUUCUAGGAUAUAGAAUGAACUGUUAUAUUUCAUAAUGUAAAGCAUUUAGAAAAUGCACAAACACACAUGCGCGAUUUGAAAUGUCACAUUUUAACGAUUAACUAAAGUACAUACAACAAAAUGUAUAAAAAGGAAUAAAUUGUAGUCAUGAUUUCACAUUCAUUAAAUAUUUCUCUGAAUCGUGUAUAUCCAUAUA